Messenger RNA from Carassius carassius (crucian carp), 4636 nucleotides. Its product is annotated as ubiquitin conjugation factor E4 B-like. Gene Ontology annotation, biological process: protein polyubiquitination. The record is from RefSeq and is a predicted model, not a curated record. Lineage: Eukaryota; Metazoa; Chordata; Actinopteri; Cypriniformes; Cyprinidae. Gene Ontology annotation, cellular component: cytoplasm; nucleus; ubiquitin ligase complex. Gene Ontology annotation, molecular function: ubiquitin-ubiquitin ligase activity.
CGCAGCCUGGAAUGUGUCGAUCUCGCGUCACGUGACCCCAGAUCCAAAAUGGCCGCGUCGGUGUUUUGACGAAUAAUACUUUUGUGUUUGUUUCAUUCUUAACUGAAAGCGAAGAUAACCCUCCCCGAUAGGAAAAAAACAGCCACGCACGUUUGAUGUUUUAAUAUAAAGAUUCAAAUUAGACAAUCACAAGCCCGUUUAUAUUUGUUUUAUGGUUCAGACUAUGCACUUUUGGUGUUUAUAAGGAAGCUAGCUGACUGGCUAGCAACAUAAUUAAGCUGAAAAUUAAAAGAAAGGCAAUGGAGCAGCUCAGUCCUGAAGAGAUCCGUAGAAGGCGACUGGCCCGGUUAGCUGGAGGGCAGACGUCACAGCCCAGCACCCCCCUCAGCACCCCUUUGACAUCCCCACAGAGAGAGACUCCUCCAGGGCCCUUGCCCGGGCCCUCCGGGGCCUCAACACAGCCUGUCCCACCAGCUCCAUCUCACACUCUGGGCCUAAAUGCCCAAAAUGUCACCCCUGCCACCUCUCCUAUGGGGGCCUCGGGGGUCGCUUACCGCAGCCAGAGCAGCGAAGGGGUCAGCUCUCUCUCCAGCUCUCCAUCUAACAGUCUGGAGACGCAGUCCCAAUACCUGUCCCGCUCCCAAAGCAUGGACAUUGACACAGCCUCCUGCGAGAAGAGCAUGUCCCAAGUAGAUGUGGACUCAGGAAUUGAGAAUAUGGAGGUGGAAGACAGUGAUCGCAGAGAGAAAAGGAACCCGGCUGAAAAGGAUUCCUUAUCCAGUUCAGCCGUCUCUGAAGAUCAGGCUUUGCACCUCAUCUGUAAGAUCUUGCGUGUCUCUUGGAAGGAGCAGGACCAUGAUGUCAUCUUCCUCCCCUCACUUGCUGCUGAAUUCCAGAAGAACCCUAGGGAUGUUUACUCUGACUUCAAAGACCUGAUCGGACAGAUUUUAAUGGAGGCUCUAAUGAUGUCCACCCGAUCACGUGACUGUAACCCAUUCGCCAGCUUGACCGCCACAUCUCAGCCAAUUACAGCUGCCAGAUCCCCGGACCGUCACCUGACUCUCAUUCCACCCUCCAGCCAGAGCGGCAGUCCCAUGAUGCCCUGCGCUGGUUCAUUCGGUGCCAGCUCUCUUUCCAGUCUUUACGGUUGUAGCCCUAACCCACUCGCUCUGAGCUCUGCCAGAAUGAGUGCUCCAUCUGUCCCACUGGCUUCUGCCACCGCCCUCCCGGUUCCCCCAAGUCCUCCUGUCUCUCGCCCUCCUACCAGCCUUCCACCUCCCUCUCCAUCCGCCCCUCUGCCCAUCUCCCAGAGAUACAGGCCCUACUCCCUUAGCUCAUCCAUCCCCAUAAGCCCAAGCCCCAGAUCUACUCCAUCUGGUAUGCUUACGCCCCCUACAACUUCAGCUAUACCCUCCAGCCCUUCCCCCAGACACCAUAGCACCCAAACCUCCAUGUCUUUCCCCAUCCUCCCCAGCUCUCCCAGUACUAUGGCCAGAAGGACUGCGCUAGCCGCCCGGAUGCCCUCUAGGUACUUUUACACCCUGUUAGAUGUGAAGUUGUAUAUUUGUAGUCUUUGUGUUUUUAUUCAGUCUAUCUGUCUGCUUCCAUUCACACACCGUGGCCACACCAGCCCUUUCUCCCUCUUCUUCGCCCUGUCCAACUUGCCUCAAGACAGCAGUGAUGAAGAGCUGGAGGAGGAAGAGGAGGAUUUUUCAAGGGUUCAGUUUGGGUCCAGCCUGGGCGCAUCCGGAGGGGGGAUGGCUGGUGACUCAGGUAGUGACCGCUUUACCAUUGAGUCCUGUAAAGAGACCGAGAUGCUCAACUACCUCAUCGAGCGUUUUGACAGUGUAGGAAUGGAAGAGAGGAAGGCCCCAAAGAUGUGCAGCCAGCCAGCUGUCAGUCAGCUGCUUAGCAACAUUCGUUCCCAGUGCAUUUCCCAUGCUGCUCUAGUACUUCAAGGUGCCCUCACACAGGCCAGGCCCCCUCUACAGCCCUCCCUGCUGGUUCCCUACAUGCUGUGCCGAAAUCUUCCAUAUGGCUUCAUCCAGGAGUUGGUGCGCAUGACUCACCAGGAGGGGGAGGUGUUUAAACAGAUCUUUGUUCCCAUUCUUCAAGGGCUUGCUUUAGCUGUAAAAGAAUGUUCUUUUGACAGUGACAACUUCAAGUUCCCUCUGAUGGCUUUGGCUGAGCUCUGUGAAAUCAAGUUUGGGAAGACUCACCCUGUAUGCAGUUUGAUCACCUCUCUGCCAUUGUGGUGUCCUGACCCUCUCAGUCCGGGGACAGGAAGAGAAAUUCAAAGACUUUCCUUCCUUGGAGCGUUCUUUAGUCUUUCAGUGUUUGCUGAGGAUGAUGCUAAAGUGGGAGACAAGUACUUCUCAGGCCCUGCCAUCACAAUGGAGAACACCCGAGUGGUCAGCCAGUCACUGCAACAUUAUCUGGAGUCUGCGAGGGGAGAUCUGUUUAAAAUCCUGCACAACAUCUUGUUAAACGGAGAGACAAGGGAAGCAGCUCUGAGCUACAUGGCAGCUCUGGUGAAUCGUAAUGUGAAGAAGGCUCAAAUGCAGACCGAUGAUAAGCUGGUGUCCACAGACGGAUUCAUGAUGAACUUUCUGUGGGUGCUGCAGCAACUCAGUAUGAAGAUCAAGCUGGACACAGUGGAUCCUCUCUACAUCUUCCACCCCAAGUGUCGGCUGAAUAUCAGCACAGAAGAGACCAGGCUCAAUGCCACGAUGGAGGACCUGAAGAGCUGGCUCUCUGAGCUGCAUGAAGACCCGUCCAAGUUCUCAGAGCCCAAGUUCCCUACAGAGUGCUUCUUCUUAACGCUACACGCACAUCAUCUGUCCAUCCUCCCGUGCUGUCGGCGCUACAUAAGGAGGCUGAAGGCCAUCAGGGAUCUGAACAGAACUGUGGAAGAGCUGAAGAACAGUGAGAACCAGUGGAAGGAUUCCCCGUUGGCAAGUCGUCAUCGAGAGAUGCUGAAGAGAUGUAAAACACAGCUGAAGAAACUGGUGCGCUCUAAAGCCUGCGCAGACGCAGGGCUCCUGGACGAGAACCUGCUGCGCAGAUGUCUGCAGUUCUUCAGUAUGGUCAUCCAGCUCAUCUUGCGUAUGGUGGAGCCUGCCUACCCACACGUAACCCUGCCUCUGAACCCAGAAAUCCCCAAAAGCUUUGCAGCACUGCCGGAGUUUUACAUUGAAGAUGUGGCCGAGUUCUUGCUUUUUAUUGUGCAGUACUUUCCACAGGCUCUUUAUGAGCCAUGCACUGAAGACAUUGUGACCUUCCUGGUGGUCUUCAUUUGCAAUCAGAAUUACAUUAAGAACCCAUACUUGAUUGCCAAGCUGGUGGAAGUGCUGUUCGUCACCAACCCUGCGGUGCAGCCGCGCACUCAGCGCUUCUUUGAGGUGAUGGAGAACCACCCACUGUCUGUCAAUCAGCUUGUGCCAGCCCUCAUGAAGUUUUACACCGAUGUGGAGCACACUGGAGCCACAAGCGAGUUCUAUGACAAGUUCACAAUCCGUUACCACAUCAGCACCAUAUUCAAAAGCCUUUGGCAAAACAUUAACCACCAAGGCACCUUCCUGGAGGAGUUCAACUCUGGCAAACAGUUUGUGCGCUACAUCAACAUGCUAAUUAACGAUACAACUUUUCUGCUGGACGAGAGUUUGGAGUCUCUGAAACGCAUCCAUGAGAUCCAGGAGGAGAUGAAGAAUAAAGAGCAGUGGGACCAGCUCCCCAGGGAGCAGCAGCAGAGCCGACAGUCCCAGCUGACUCAGGAUGAGAGAGUAUCACGAUCGUAUCUGGCUUUAGCAACAGAGACAGUGGAUAUGUUCCAUAUCCUCACCAAACAGGUCCAGAAGCCCUUCCUCAGGCCUGAACUGGGUCCUCGUCUGGCUGCCAUGUUAAAUUAUAACCUGCAGCAGCUAUGUGGGCCUAAAUGUCGAGACUUGAAGGUGGAAAACCCAGAAAAAUAUGGUUUUGAGCCAAAGAAGCUCCUGGAUCAGCUCACUGACAUUUAUCUGCAGCUGGACUGUGCCCGAUUUGCUAAAGCCAUCGCAGAUGAUCAGCGAUCAUACAGCAGGGAGCUGUUUGAGGAGGUUAUUUCAAAAAUGAGAAAAGCGGGCAUAAAAUCCACUAUUGCUGUUGAGAAAUUCAAACUGCUGUUGGAGAAGGUGGAGGAGAUAGUAGCCCGCAAUUCUCAGUCUGAGAUGGAUUACAGUGAUGCCCCAGAUGAGUUUAAAGACCCACUGAUGGACACACUCAUGAGUGAUCCCGUGCAACUUCCCUCUGGUAACAUCAUGGACCGAGCCAUCAUUCUGCGACACCUCCUGAACUCUCCCACUGACCCCUUCAACAGACAGCCUCUCACCGAGAGCAUGCUGGAACCAGUCCCAGAGCUGAAGAAGCGCAUCCAGGCCUGGAUGAGAGAGAAGCAGAGUGGCCGUGUUUGAGUGUUCUCAGUGAGCCAAGCUUGCCCCGCAGUUUAAAUGUUUUCACCACGCUGGAAGUGAAAUGAAGAGAGAGAAAGAGAAAAAAAUAUGACCGUACCUAAAUGGUUCCCCCCACCUUUAUCGAGCCACUGACUUGAAAGGCUCAAGAUUCAAAAUUGAAACAUAAUAAAGUUUAGACUUUUGAAACA